CCCAGUCACUUGCCCUGGCUCCUUCUCACUUUGUACACACCCCCAGCAGGUGCUUUCACUUGAAGUUUGGUUUGCAGUUGUGCUUUAGGCUGUGACUUUCAGGUUAAGUGUAAUUCUAACAAAAAGUGAGGUAGGGUCAGAGGCCUCGGGCUGGGGUCUCUGCGAAACUCAUCAUAUUGAAGGGUGGUGCCCUCUGUCUGCUGCACCCCUGCCCUCAGGUGGCGUCCGCACGUCCCGUCUGAGGCGUGCGCUGAUCGGAAACGGGACAAAAGGCCAUCUUUCACCCUGAACAGAAGCAGAGCUGCUCCGCAUCUGCCAUCAUCCAGUCAAGUUUUGCCUCUGGCCAUCAGCGCAUCUUUGCCUUGGUACCAGUUAUGUCAAACUCAGUGGGCAGUUUAUCAGAAGGCACAGUGUAUGGGUCCAGGAUUGGGAUGACUGAGGACUCCCUCGCCAUUCUGGAGCGGAACAGGGGCUCUGGAGAGCCCUGGGACAUGACGGAGACCAAACCAAACGUGGAAACUCUGGAGCGUGGCAUGCCAGGCCUCUACCUCUCCUGCUUUGACAUGCUUCUCACCGAGGAUGCAGCGUGGCUCGUGAAAGUUUCAGAGGCCACCCCAACGCUGGCUGUACCCAUGACUCACAUGGAGACCCGGGAAGAACCAGAACAGUGCCCGGUCAUUGACAGCCAAGAACAGGGACUCUCCCCGGGGCUGGAGGGCCAGGAGGAGGAGCGUUCUCUGGAGCAGGUGCAGAGCAUGGUGGUGGGAGAAGUGCUGAAGGACAUUGAAACAGCCUGCAAACUGCUCAAUAUAACGCCAGACCCUAUAGAGUGGAACACGGGAAAUGUGCAGAAGUGGCUACUGUGGACAGAGCAUCUGUACAGGCUGCCCCACGCAGGAAAGUCUUUCCAGGAGCUGACAGGAAAGGACCUUUGUGCCAUGAGCGAGGAGGAGUUUCGCCACCGUUCGCCGCAGUGUGGAGACACACUGCACGCACACCUGGACAUAUGGAAGUCAGCUGCCUGGAUGAAAGAGAGGUGUUCAGCUGGAGACACCAAAACUACAGGCAGCGAGGAGCUUUGGUCUGAGGCCGAUUCGUCCUGUUCCGGUCAGCCCAUUCACCUGUGGCAGUUCCUCAGAGAGCUCCUGCUCAAACCUCACAGCUAUGGACGCUGCAUCCGCUGGCUCAAUAAAGAAAAAGGUAUCUUUAAAAUCGAAGACUCGGCUCACGUCGCUAGGCUGUGGGGACUCAGAAAAAAUCGACCUGCAAUGAACUAUGACAAACUGAGUCGCUCCAUACGUCAGUACUACAAGAAGGGCAUCAUUCGCAAGCCUGACGUGUCUCAGAGACUGGUGUACCAGUUUGUUCACCCAGUAUGAGGCUGCAGCAGAGUGGGAGGAGGAGGGGGAGGAGAUGGAAACCUACAAAAUUAAAAGGACACGCUAUCUCACCAUGCACUUGAACACCUAAACCCAAGAUGAAAAGGUGACAGAGAACACGUGCACUGACCAACCCCAAUGGUACACACUUCUACUGCCAACACUGAAGCAACAGCUGGCAGCUGCUGCAUGAAGGCUUAUCUGUGCACGGGCCGAGAGGAAGAGACAAAACAAUGUGGCUGCUGAGGCUUUUUCCUGCAGAAUGAAACAAACACAGUUUAAAAAAAACAAAAAAAAAACAUUAAAACGAAAUGAACUGCCUUUUCAUUUGCAUGAUCUGCCUGUUUAUUUUUCCAUAAUGUGAUUCUCAAUUGUCCUUUACUCAUUACGAUAAACAGUUAGAAGUGAUAGCUCUCACGUACCAGCUUCAGGAAAACGCCCAUCGCCCACAGCUACAUUUGCUUUGUCUUUUCAUUUAACUUGCCUUGACCACGGUUUCUGUUUGAAUUAGAGCCCGUUUUUUUGACACGGUUGAACAUGUGGUUAAAUUGUUUUGCUUCUUUUUUGGGUUUGGUCCUGGUUACACAUGCAAUCAGUCAAUCAGCUCCAGCAACCCAUCGACUGCAGGACAAGGACUCCUUUUUUUUCUUAUUUGAUUCAAGGGUGAAAACCUUUGGAGGAUUGUUGAAACCCUGCUGUGACUGUGUUUAUAAUAACACUUUUGUUGUUUUUAGUUUGUUUUUUUUCUGAUGUGUAACCUGGCAAAGACUCUUGCAUUCCCUAAAUAUUGUUUCACUGCUGAGGAGCCCUGCUUUGCAUUUUAUGUUUUCGACUCUGGUUUACACUGCUGUAUAUUGCAUUUUAUGUGCUGGGUGUUUUAUUAUGGAGACCCAAAGUGUUCAAAAUAAAAUGAAUAGAAAAUGAAAUAAACAAUCAGAGACAUACACACAGACACGUCAUACAACCAUGAAAUUAUAUAAAUGAAUCAAAGGAUGAUGUAACAUUUCAUAUCUAAAACUUAUUUUCACAACAUAUAUUUGAUCUGAAUUUAUUCUUUUGAGUAUUUAUUUCAGGUUUUAUUUAUACAUUUCAUUUUGAAUGCUUUGGGUGUCCAUAUUUCGCACUCAUUUGGUUCUUGCCAUAGUGCUUACUAUUUUCACCUGGAGAGAUGACCUACAUGUCUGCCUGAGCAAGGAUAUGAUAUCUGAGCUUAAAACAAGGCUCAAUAAACUUCAUUUUCUAGCCCACCAUGCAUGUGUGUGGUGUAUUUGAACUAAUAACAGUUAAGCAAUAUGUGUAAAUCCAGCCCAUUUUAUCUGAAAGCUCACCAGUCAUCAUGUAAUUACUAAUGUUGCAUGUUUGUUGCUAUUUUAUUUUUUGUCUCACCUCUAACUGAUCUUUCUUUGAUUUUGUCCAACAGGUUUUAAGAUUUGUUAUAACUGCUCUCUCUAUGAAGUAAGCCAGAGGGAGACUGGCUGCCAAGAAAACAUGGCCUUGAGCUUAGUUGAGCUGUUUAAUCUUGCAGGUAAAAAGAGGAAACGCAUUCAUCCGUGCGUAUACUGUACAGGUUUAAAAUCUCACUGAGAGAAAUGUGAAUUUAAAGAAUCAAGCGGAGUUAAGAUGUCCAUGCUGAUGUGAUAAUACCCCAAGAAAUGUGUCAUGCUUCAGAUAAUUACAGCCUGUAGAGAACAAACAGAGUUACAUCUGUACCUAUGGGAAGAGAGGGCAGAAUAUAUUAGUAGGCCUCACCUGCUGCUUCACCGCUGUAAACAACAACAACCAUUUUAAUCCACCCUGAAAAGAUGCCGCCACGCAUCCUUAUUAACUCCUUAUUUUAUUUUAUUUUACAAUUUUCUUAUGACUUUUCACCUACUUUGUCUUCAUCCUUGUCUACAUCAAAAUGAAUUUUCAAGUUUUGAAAGUUAAUUUUGAAAACAGCAGUCUGAGGCGAGCCCAUUUCCAUGGGAAUAAAAAAACAUAAACACCAUCCAACCACAAAAUGUACUUAAAAAAGCAAAUAGAUGUUUUGUAACUGUUUUUUUUUAGGGUUGACCUAAAAUAUCAACAGAUAACAACCACAAAUUAUUAGCAAUCUGCGCAGGUUGGCUAAUGUGGAUUCAGUUAUUACACCACAAAGAAAUGAGGGUACUAUCUUUGAAAUAAUAUCUAUGUGUUUAAUAUGUUAUGUACCUGUUGAGGAAACAGUCUUGUCCUGGGGCACUGUGGGAAUUUGACUGGUCUGGGUAACUGCUAGCAGGUGUGUUGAUUGAACUGGAUGAUACUGAAGGAUUGUGUUUGUGUUUGUGGGAAUCUGUCUCUUGAUCUGAUGCAUUAUAUGACAAGUCGCUUCACAAAGAGCUGAAUGUGGUUACUGCUGACCUCUAGUGCCAGAAACUGUUAUUAAGUUUGAAGUUAAACCCAAGAGGCUGCAGCAUUAACCUUAGUCCAACUCCUUCUCAGGCUAGAUUAAAAGUGAGGUGAUACAUUUACAUAUGUACAAUUUUAACGUAUGUAUACUUUAUUUAAGUAUUUUCAUUUUAUGCUACUUUAUACUUCUAUCCCAUUACAUUUCAGGGGAAAAUAUUACUUAUAUUAUUGUGUUUUAGCAGCACUAUUGAGUCGAAAAUACAGGCUUAUAAAGGAAACUGUGACUUGACACAUCUUUAAACAUCUCUUUACAU
Toxotes jaculatrix (banded archerfish) is the source of this 4060-nucleotide messenger RNA. RefSeq names its product SAM pointed domain-containing Ets transcription factor. Gene Ontology annotation, biological process: cell differentiation; regulation of transcription by RNA polymerase II. The coding region runs from base 375 to 1379 and encodes 334 amino acids. Gene Ontology annotation, cellular component: nucleus. Gene Ontology annotation, molecular function: DNA-binding transcription factor activity, RNA polymerase II-specific; sequence-specific DNA binding. The transcript has 6 exons. Lineage: Eukaryota; Metazoa; Chordata; Actinopteri; Toxotidae. The record is from RefSeq and is a predicted model, not a curated record.